GGCGAACAAAUCAAUCGAGAUGGUGCCUAACCCGAAAGAACGAAAGCAAAACCCACCAGGAGCAACCGAAGGAUCCGAUCACGAAGCCAACCAGCCUACCCCGGAUCAGACAGAGGAAAACAACCUGUCGGGCGACGAAGAGGAGAUUGAUCCAGAUGACGCAGAGUUUCAUUCCAUCAACAAUUGCCUGGAUGCGCUGAGCUCAGCGCUAGAUAACAUCGAGCAGAAGAAUGAUUCGCUGCAUGAGCAGCUGUUGCUUUUGCUGGAGUCGCAGCGCGAGUCCUUGAAAGCGCUGAAGGAGGAAAAUAGUCGCAAGGUGGCGCAGCAGCAGGGUGGUGAGCCUGGCGAAGAUGGCAACGAUUCCAACCAACCUGAGUCGCCCGUGCAACCGAUGGAACAAUGCUAGAUAAUGCGGAUCCGUGUCAAACGCAAUGAGAACCCUCUCCCCCAUUGUUUCUAUCUUCCCCUCCCCCACACACCCGCAAGUCAGUGUGGACUUGGAGUACCUGGCGAUCACGGAUGACAUUAUUUAUUGGAAUAAAUCACCUCCUAUUUCGUUCAUGUAAGGCA
This is a messenger RNA of Anopheles darlingi, 570 nucleotides long. Its product is annotated as UPF0184 protein AAEL002161. NCBI's taxonomy places the organism in Eukaryota, Metazoa, Arthropoda, Insecta, Diptera, Culicidae. The coding region runs from base 20 to 406 and encodes 128 amino acids. The transcript is spliced from 2 exons. The record is from RefSeq and is a predicted model, not a curated record.